This is a messenger RNA of Plenodomus lingam JN3, 4299 nucleotides long. RefSeq lists its product as uncharacterized. Gene Ontology annotation, biological process: protein desumoylation; proteolysis. The record is from RefSeq and is a predicted model, not a curated record. Gene Ontology annotation, cellular component: cytoplasm; nucleus. NCBI's taxonomy places the organism in Eukaryota, Fungi, Ascomycota, Dothideomycetes, Pleosporales, Leptosphaeriaceae. Gene Ontology annotation, molecular function: SUMO-specific endopeptidase activity.
AUGUCCCACCAGAAUCACGAUGCCACUGUGCAACCCUCCAACCCUCACUCACUCUCGCACUCGUAUGCACGCGACACGACGCCCCCGUCGCCCCCCUCCCGGACCUUCGUAGACCUCUCGUCGCCGAUAAAGACCGCCAGCCCAUCCAAAAGACAGCAAGAGGCGGUCCGCAGUCGCCCGCGGCCUACGCCUGCUCGCAGAUCCAAGGACGAACUGCGGCUCAUCGGCGACUUCAGUACACCCGCAGAUGCAGUCGCCUGCCCUGACCCGCAGAGCUGGAACCUAAAUUCCCACAUGGCACAUACAGCAGUCGUGAAGAAAAAGAACAAGGCAUGUGGCCGGGCGGCUGAUGAUGUACCGGGACCAUCUACUGACUGGAUACAGCCGGGGGCACGAGAUGCCUUUAAGCCUGUAGACACUUUGACGGAGGGAAGAACGGACGCCAGAAAGCACCGAGUCAUCACGUACAGUAGGCAGAAUCGUCCGUCGCCACAGACAAUAGGGAAAGUCCAAUAUGCUGGCCAGAGAGCCUAUCUGGAAUCUGAAGCAAGCAGAAAUGGUAUCACUUCCGCUCGAGCCCACGGCCCACAAGCACAAUACACCGAGGGUGCAAGAGGUCCUUCGCCAGCAAAGCGUCGCAGGACGCAACAUGUCAUAGAGAUCGAUGGCGACGAUGAGCCACAGCACGUGCCUCGGUGCCAAACCCCCUUGACACCAGCCACUGCGUCUCACGGCAUGCGAACAGCAGGCUCUCGUUCGCAAUCGCAAGUCAGCGUAGGCAACGGAACAGGGUUCACAACCUUUAGGCCACCGUCGCAAACAGAAAGCGAGUUUCGUGCAAUUGACCGCCGACUUACACAACACAGAAAGUCGCUACGUCCCACUCGUGCAAAAAGACAUAGUUCGCACCGCGCCAUGUCUGUUGAGGACGGCGGCGUGUCCAGCCUAAGCAGAGACGCUCCACAACCUGCUCACGUGGUCUCCGAUGUUGAGCAAAUGCCAAUGACGCGAGCCUCGCUGGAUGAAUGGAAGCAAGGUAUCGAAGGGCCAUCUCAAGAACAGGCGGUGGUAACCUCGAAAUACUUUCCAAACGCGCAGAUUAACGAGUCGACUGUGGAGUUAGAGGAAGCGUCGACUGGUACUCGAUCAGGGCGCCUUGAAAGCACUUAUUUGCGCGAUAAAUAUCGACCCCCACCCCGCACGACAGAAGAUAUUGACGACAGCCCAGAUGAGCUAGCAAUGUCGCCCGUGCAGAUGCGCAACGCGAAGUCGAAAGCUGUGCCCUCGAAAGCAGUGCAGGCAGCCCACACUGGCUUCCAACGCAAGAAACCUGUCAAUGCCAAUUCAGAAUUAAGUUGGCAUUUAAACUACGCUAGGUCACACGAUUUUGCAUGUCAUGGUCCCGGUUUGCGACUGAAUCAAGAGACGGAUGUAAACUAUGGCAUUCAACAUGUAGAUGCGGACCACACUUAUCAGCGCGUUGGCAGUCUUGACCUUCAACGCGUCUCGAAAAUCGAUGUAGAUGAUGUCUCUCGUAUUCGUUUAACCGGUAGUCGCCAUUCGGAUGGAACCAUCUACACAGUGGAUUUGGAGUUUGCCGAAACAGAAGAGUUUGUACAUUUUCGAGACCGCUACGCGGUCCCUCACUCCGGGCUGACAAAGGCCUACGUACAUGACAAGACACAUAUGCAGAGCCUGUUGCAGAAAAUCUUGCCACAGAAUAUCACAGUCGGCCAAAAAUCCAAUAUCAGCACAGUGCAACAUGGAGGAACAUCGCUUCCAGUAAAACGACAUUCACUUCCUUCUGAGAAAAAUACUAUGUAUAAUCAUCACUUGCAAGCACAAGCUUUUGGGGACACUGAUGCUCCAAUACGAAGACCUGCAGCCAGUCUUGGGGCCGACAAGACUCUUUCACGGUCGACGCGCACGUCUGUGAGAGCUAAACAGUCUACUACAGCCUCUUCGGUUCUAUUUGAUGUGCCAAUUGACCAUGAGGAAGUGGAAAAAUACUCACAGAGACACGGACUAGGCCCCGCGUGGAAGAGGCCUCUCAUGUACGGUCAGGGCAAACAGCGCGCCACUGUUCACUUUGAGGAUCUGCCCCGUCUUGACGAGGAAGAGUUCCUGAACGAUAGCCUCAUCGACUUUUACAUGAUAUAUCUCUUUAAGCAACACAAAGUGCCAUCCGAGAAGGUGUACUUCUUCAACACGUACUUCUACACUGCCCUCACUACGGACACGGGGCGCAAGUCCAUGAAUUAUGCAAAGGUGGCACGUUGGACUCAAAAAAUUGAUAUUUUUGGGUACGACUACAUCGUCGUUCCUAUAAAUGAACUAACGCAUUGGUAUCUUGCCAUUAUAUGCAAUGUCUCGAGUAUCGAUCGAAGCCCAGUCAUUGAAGAUUUCGACGACAAUCCCCAGACGACUGUUGGUACGAUGCAAAACAGUGAUUCUCGAGACGUGUCUCUUCAAGAUGUGCACAUUGCAGAGGAUGCGUCUUCCAAGUCAUUUGAUAGUUUUGCCCUCUCGACUGAGGCAGCUACAACUGGGCCUGUCAGCCGGAAAGAGGGGGAUGUCAAUCUUUUCGAAGAAAAUUCGCAACUAAACCUUGUCGAUCCCCAUGAUUUAGGACCAGGAACUGGAAAUCCGACAGAAAAUCGCGGCAGUACUAUUAGGUCCAGGCAUGAGGCAGUAGGAGAGGAGGCUGCGAACUUCGAUGGCUUCAUUCCGAGCAUGGAGACCAAAGCCGACUUGGAGAAAAUUUCGGGUUCGCAGAAAUCGAAGAAACCAAAAAAGCGACAAUAUGUGCUACCAAAGAAAGACCCAGAACAGCCCAUUAUCAUCAUCCUGGAUUCAUUACGUGAGACUCGCAGUAGUGCAGUCCGAGCACUAAAGGACUGGAUACUGGCCGAAGGUCAAGCAAGAAGAGGCAUGCAAGCCAUCAUCAAAGAAAACGGCUACUAUGCAAAGGCCACUCAGAUUCCGACACAGAGCAAUUGGUCUGAUUGCGGGGUCUACCUGCUGGGCUACGUGGACAAGUUCUUUCAAGACCCAGAUGACUUCAAAAUCAAGUUACUCACUGGCGGAAUGUUUGCUGAAAAAGACUGGCCCGAAUUCCACCCUAAGCAAAUGAGGAAUCACAUGCGCGAAGUCAUAUUCGCUUGCAUGAAGGAUCAAGAGGCGGCAAGAGGCCGAGAGAAAAGGGCGAAACUAGCGACUGCGGAUAUGGACACAUUACCUGCAUCUACAAACAAGCAGGAUUUGCAGCAUCGGGAGCCGAAGCAACCACCACCAUUGACAGCGGACGACGGGUCCCAAAGGAUAGUUGCUGUAGGGGAAGUACAAACACGAGCCUCGGAACCGGCCACGCUCAAAACGCCCGUCAAAAUGUUGGAGUCACCUUGCAAGGCCAAGCCGACCUCCGCGGAAAAGAGCGAUGAGAUACUACCUGAAAAGCCACCAAGCAAUAGAUCUCACAUUCCACUGGCUCUAGUUUCGCCUGCAAAGUCUGCUGCUUCUACUUUGUACACGAAAGAGAGAUAUAGGCACAGAAGUCCCGAGGUUCGCAUCUCCAGCAAAUCACCCGGGAAGCCGCAGGCGGCCCAAACAAAGGGACUGGCACCAGCCCAACCAUCGGCUGAUGAGAGCCAACAAUCACACCAACAGCUUGAUCUAGACGUAUCUGCGCCUAGACGCCGGCCAAACGACAGCAAAUCUGAGAGUACGAGAUUCGAAUCAGUGCAAAGACGGGGCACAUCACCGCAAGCUCAGAGUACAGGUCGGUCAGCGCAGUUAAGCCCGUCGACCAGAAGCAACCGGGAAGGUAGUACACCGAAUACACUCAUUGAGAUAGCUGAAUCACAAGAUCCGGCGCCUGAGCCGAUUGCAUCGCCCGAAUGGAUGCCAAAGACCUUUGUCGACAAGAAACAGCUGGUAGGAGAAUGUCCUCCGAGCAGCCACUUUCUGAGAGCAGUGCCAUCGCUAGAAGAGAUUGAUCCUUCCUCUUUCCAUGCUAGUAAUGGGAGAAGACUGCGACACGACAAGAAUGUCUCCGCGAAAAGUGACCUCGAAACGAGAGGUGAGAUAGAGCUUCGUCGUGCUCAAAGCCCAAUGUUGAUGGAUCCUUCGCUACAAAGGACAGAAGAAAGGUUGCUUGAUAGGAUGGAAAUUGAUUCGCCAACUGCGGAUACCAUGGAUAUCGAUACUCUAUCGCGAAGAAGUGAGGUCGAAAAGACGCCGGAGCCAGAGGUUGACCAGCGCUCAAGUACUGAUAGGGAGCCAACUCCGCUAUUGAUGUAG